Brassicogethes aeneus is the source of this 1350-nucleotide messenger RNA. The record is from the annotation of a GenBank genome assembly. NCBI's taxonomy places the organism in Eukaryota, Metazoa, Arthropoda, Insecta, Coleoptera, Nitidulidae.
GUGUUCUUCGAUUGAGGUUAUGUCAAUCGCUGACAGCUGUCAAAAAGUGUCUGUCAAAUUCCACAUUCUUUUCGCCGCUGGUGUGGUGUUUCUAGGGUGGUGUUGUAUAGACAGAAAGUAUUUCGUAAAAACACAAUUAUUAGUGUUUAAAAUGCACGUUUUACCAGUUUUUAUAGACAUUAGUCUGGAGGACCAGGCGCAAGAGUUGAGAGUGUAUCUUAAAAGUUUAGGUGCCGAGAUUACUGAUGAAAAAUCACCAAAAGGGAUUGAAGAUGAUUUGCACAAAAUUAUUGGUGUGUGCGAAGCCUGUUUUAAGGAAGGACAAGAUUCUGAAGUUGAAAUGGUUUUAAACGAUAUUGUAUCUAUCAUGGUUUCCAUCCCAUUGGAAAGAUCCGAAAACAUUAUCUUGGCUUUUUGCGAGAAGUUAACAAAAGCCCAUUCCCAGAAGUUGGGCAAUGUGUGUUUGAAAGCUUUGUGGUUAUUGUUUCAAUCUUUGGAUGAAAGAUCACCAAUGAGGUAUCAUGUUUACUACCAUUUGAUUAUGAUUGCAAAACAAACAGACCAAGUUAGAUCGGUUUUUCAAGAUGUUGAACAUCUAAAACAACAAUUUUCACUGUGUGUUCCUUCCAGUGAGCAAUUACAAAAAUUAUACCGUUUACUACAUGAAGUUUUGGUGGAAAGUAAUCAAAGUGAGCAUGCUGCCAAAGUAAUGAUUGAGCUUUUGGGUACAUACACCGACAAAAACGCUGCACAAGCUAGAGAAGAUGCGAUCAACUGCAUAGCAACUGCUUUGGCUGAUCCAAAUACUUUCCUAUUGGACCCACUUUUUUCAUUAAAGCCAGUCAAAUUCUUGGAGGGUGAACUUAUUCACGAUUUGCUAAACAUCUUUGUGAAUGAUAACCUUGCAGCUUAUCUUAAAUUCUAUGCUGAACACAAAGAUUUUAUUCAAAAGCAAAAUUUAAAUCAUGAACAAAACAUGAAAAAAAUGAGAUUGCUUUCUUUUAUGCAACUUGCUGAAACCAACCCAGAAAUCGAGUUUGAUGUGAUUGAGAAGGAAUUGCAAAUAAAAGCCGAAGAGGUUGAAUCAUUCAUCAUUGAAGUAUUAAAAACGAAAUUGGUGAGGGCUCGUAUGGAUCAGGCCUCUCGCAAAGUAUUUGUUUCAAGCACAAUGCACAGGACCUUUGGCAGAGCUCAAUGGCAACAACUGCGCGAUUUACUGCAUUCCUGGAAAGCAAACAUUGGUAGCAUUCAAGAUGGUAUGAAGAAUGUUACACAAGCCCAAAUUGAAUUAAUAAACCAAUAAAUUGUGUAGUUUUUAUACAUAAUUAAUAAUAAAAAGCUUCAAAUGUU